Messenger RNA from Conger conger (European conger), 2436 nucleotides. It is a transcript of the gene mtmr6, whose product is annotated as myotubularin related protein 6. The transcript has 14 exons. The record is from RefSeq and is a predicted model, not a curated record. Gene Ontology annotation, biological process: dephosphorylation. Lineage: Eukaryota; Metazoa; Chordata; Actinopteri; Anguilliformes; Congridae. Gene Ontology annotation, molecular function: phosphatidylinositol-3,5-bisphosphate phosphatase activity. Gene Ontology annotation, cellular component: nuclear envelope. The coding region runs from base 247 to 2151 and encodes 634 amino acids.
AAUAAAGAAGAAGAAGAAGCUAGCUGGCUGAAGAUCUUGAAGCGACUAGUCUAGCGACUGUUGUUAUUGUUCGCUAAAUGCAUUGCGUGUGUAGCUGGUCAGCUAGCAAUCUUACACAGACCAUAGGCAAAAGAGACGUAUCGUAGUAGCAGCUUGCAGCGUUAGCAAAAGCGUCUCAUGAGUGGAUGCGUAGUCCUCCGGAAAGCUUUUUCGACUGCUGCGUAAACUGACAGUCGGAUUUCAAAUAUGGAACACAUCCGAACUCCAAAGGUGGAGCAGGUGAAGCUCUUGGACAGGUUCAGUAAUAAGUGCACCACAGGAGACCUGCACCUGACUGCCACUCACCUCAUCUUCGUGGCGAGCACAUCAGCUAGCACUCAGGAGGUUUGGAUCCUGCACCACCACAUUGCCUCUGUGGAGAAGCUGUCCCUCACUGCUGGCGGCUGCCCCCUGGUCAUCCAGUGCCGGAACUUUCGGGUGGUCCACUUUGUGGUGCCACGGGAACGGGACUGCCACGAUGUCUACAGCUCACUGGUCCGGCUGCUGCGGCCAGUGUCGUACGAUGAGCUGUAUGCCUUCUCCUACAACCCCAAGCAGAAUGACCAGCAGCGCGAGGAGGGCUGGCAGGUGAUCGACCUUGCUGCAGAGUUUGAGCGUAUGGGCGUGCCCUGCGACCAGUGGCAGCUCACCGAUGUCAACAGGGACUACAAGGUGUGUGAGACGUACCCUCGGGACCUGUAUGUGCCUAUCACUGCCAGUAAACCCAUCAUCGUGGGAAGCUCCAAAUUCAGAAGCAAAGGUCGUUUCCCCGUCCUGACAUAUUUCUACCAGGAGAAGAAGGCAGCAGUGUGUCGGUGCAGCCAGCCCCUCUCCGGCUUCAGCGCCCGCUGCCUGGAGGACGAGCACAUGCUGCAGGCCAUCAGCAAGGCCAAUCACAACAGCCGCUUCGUCUACGUCAUGGACACGCGGCCCAAGCUGAACGCCUUGGCCAAUAGGGCUGCGGGAAAGGGCUAUGAAAACGAGGACAACUACUCCAACAUCCGCUUCCAGUUUGUGGGCAUCGAGAACAUCCACGUGAUGAGGGCGAGCCUGCAGAAACUGCUGGAAGUGGUGGGGACGCGCUCUCUCUCUGUCUCAGAGUAUCUGUUAGGUCUAGAGAGCUGUGGUUGGCUGAGACACAUUAAGGCCAUUGUGGAUGCUGCUGUCUUUCUUACCAAGGCUGUGACAGUAGAUGGCGCCAGUGUACUCGUUCACUGCUCAGAUGGGUGGGACCGCACAGCCCAGGUGUGCUCCCUGGGGUCACUGAUGAUGGACCCUUACUACCGCACCAUCAAGGGCUUUAUGGUCCUGAUCGAAAAAGACUGGAUCUCAUUCGGGCACAAGUUCGGAGACAGGUGUGACCAGUUGGAUGGAGAUUCUAAGGAAGUGUCCCCAGUCUUCACACAGUUCCUGGAGAGCGUGUGGCAACUGAGCGAGCAGUUCCCUCAGGCCUUCGAGUUCAGCGAAUGGUUCCUCAUCCAGAUCCAUGAGCAUGUACACUCCUGCCAGUUUGGCAACUUCCUGGGCAACAGCCAGCGCCAGAGGGAGGAGCUACAGGUGAAAGAAAAGACUCACUCUCUGUGGUCAUUCCUGUUGAACGAGCAGCAGAACUACCUGAACCCUCUCUACAACCCCAGCCUGGCCGAGUCACAGCCAGUUCUGGAGCCUAGCACUCUGCCCUGCCACUUCAAGUUCUGGAGAAACAUGUACCACCAGUAUGAUCGGACAAUGCACCCUCGUCAGUCCGUCAUCAAGAACCUCCUCACUCUGAGAGCUCAGAGCAAAGAUCUGGAGAACACAGCCCAGCAGCUGGAGACUAAGCUCCGGAGCCUUGGCGGCAGCGCCCCGCCCAUGGAAGUCCGUGCUCCCCCCAGCCACAGUGCCCCCCCUGCGAGGCCCCAGUCCUUGAUCCUGGGAGCCCCCUUCAGCUGUAAAGAGGCGGAGCAGGAGGAGGGGCAGCGGGAGGAGCCGGGCUGCGGCGACGGACGACGGACAGUGGAGGGCAGCAGCGCCACCGAUAACGGCUACAGCGAGCUGCAGGGCUCCUUUGGCGCUAAACCCGAGCCCGCCGUCGUCAGCCUGGAGUUUGGGGUGGCCCGCAUGACCUGCUGAGCAUUGUGGGAUAGCUGGGGAGUAGGUCUGGCGCUGGAGAAGCCACCCCACCCCCGACCCCCCACCCAGAGAGCCCCUACUGCACUGGUGUGUGCAGGGUGGAGCCUCCUGUUCCAUUAUCGGCACCUGAAUGAGAAAAUGCAGAACAUUGCUGGCAUUGACUGGCAGUGCAGCUCCUAUUUUGUACAGACUGUAGAUAGCACUCAGUGAAUGGAUGAAUGAAUGAAUGUAUAAAUGAACAGAUUAAUAAACCCGAUGAUGGGGUGAGCAGGGUCACAGCUGCCA